Microbotryum saponariae is the source of this 1467-nucleotide messenger RNA. The record is from the annotation of a GenBank genome assembly. Lineage: Eukaryota; Fungi; Basidiomycota; Microbotryomycetes; Microbotryales; Microbotryaceae.
AUGACGGAUAAUAUCUAUCUCGGGUCGACGUCGACUUCGCAAGCCGGUCCGAACCAAGAGUGGCGGUAUGCCGCUGAGGGAGGAGCCAACCUUGUAAUGUCCUACAUCGGACGAGAUUCUCGACUUCAGGGCAAGCUACUUCGGCUGCGCAAGAGGAAAUGCUGCGCUUCGCAGGUCGGUGGAUCGGCGAUCCCCAGCGAGGUGCAGGUCGAGUUCGGGGAGAGGAUCAUCACGCCUUUGUUGGGAAGCGACUUUGUCGUCGAGGCGCGGAUACACGAGGUCAAUGGACGAUGGUUGUCUAAUAUGGCGAUGGCCCUCGAGGAAAGUGGUGUAAGGCCACCACAUCGAAGUAGGGAGGACGAGAUUGACGAUCAGGUCGGAAUGGUGGUCCUCGCGGAUGACAUGCUGUAUGGGGAUGAUGUCUUGACCGUGGAGAUAAAGGCCAGUUAUAUACGAUCAAAUAUAAAGACCAGGGACGGACAUCAGGAGCUAACACGACAGCUUCGUUUCCUGCCUGCCGAGACAGCCAAAGUGGGGCUUCCUGCCUUCGCCGACCCACCUCAGCUCCGAGUCCAAGCACAUCAAACAGACCUAUUGUCGAUUCUGCAUGCAUCGGUACUACAAAUCAGAGGACCGAGAAUCUGAGAUCAAGACGCACCAGGGAGGAUAUUGCCCCCUCGAUCUCUACAGCCGAGAUAGGAGUCGUGUCGAACGUGCCGUACACGCUCUGAACCCGCUGCGAGCGAGCGAGUCGAAAGGAGCAUUGGCAGGGAACAUGCGCAUAUUCGUUGGGGGACGGAAGCUAGACACCUCAUUGGUGAAUGAGGUAUCAUGCGUGGCGUCGCUGGAUGAGUACUUCGAUGCUGACUUUUGGAUCUCCUUGAUCAGACUCCAGGCGUCGCCGAUGAAAACAGACGAGCUGUCGACAGCUUCUUCGAAGCGCAGGAAGACGGCUUGGAAGAGGUUGUUACGGACUUUCUGAUGGACUCUGCAGUUCUCGAAAAGCUUGGCUGUCUACAGUCCUCCCUCGACCGUCUCGAUAUAGAAGGCCUCGCAUCACGAAUUGAACAAGUCCAUGGCGUAUCACUCUUCUCGACGGACGUCGACCUCUCCCCACUCGGUCCGCAACCCACACAAGACGAAUGGGUCGAUUGGCUUGCUUCGUCCCGAGGCUCGCCCUCCAGCGGCUGUUCAAAUGAAGCCGACGAGCUGAGAUCAGAGAUUCUGGCCUAUCUCCUCUCGGCGACGUUCAAAGACUGCUCCAUCAUGAUGCGUCUACGUCGACUUCCAGAAGGGAGUCCAAGCGAGCCUCGCUUCGAGCGUACGAUCAAAGCGAUUGAUCUAGAUCCCAAGCCGAUCGACCGGCUGGGCAAGUACUUCCAGAUGGAUCGAGAGAUCGUGAGGACCUGGACCGCGAUGCUGGAGAAUGCGGAACGGCCGGAUCAGAUCCGAAAGUGUCUGGUGUAA